AUGAAAAAACAUGAAGAUUAUGGCAGAAUCAAACUACCAGAACUGAUCCUAACACAAAUUAAUGACAAACAAUCUAAAGGAGAGUAUGAUUCAAGUGAUUCUAAAUACGAAACGAAUGAUAAUAAGAAUAGGAAAAGAAAGUUUUCCAAAGUUAUAUCUAGAAAAGAGAAAAGAAAGCAAGAAAGGUCACUAAAAAAGCAGAAACAGAGAGCGAAUCCAAAAAAGUUACAGUCGGAAUCACUAAUUUCAAAUUCGUCAAGUAAACUACAACGAAACAAGACUCCAGAUGUACUAGUUGAAAACAAAAUUCAUGACGAUCCAUUGGAGAAAUUGAGAUUACUAAAGGAACUGAAGAGCCGAAGCAAGAAGAAGAAGAACGAAAAUUCAAAAUCUGUUAAUCAGGGCACGGCGAUGGAAGAUCGUGAUGAAAAAGACAUAUCCAGUGAUGAAGAUUUUGAGAAUCUGAAUGAUGAUUCCGAUCCUCUUGAGGCUUUGCGAAAAUUGAAAGCGAAAAAAAAUGGGGCAUCAGUCAAAUUUAGUGAUAUUAGAAUAGUCAAGGAAGAAGAUUUGGAGAAGGAUGACGAAUUCGAUGAGGAGGAUGAGUUUAAUGAGAUAGAAAACGAGGAAGAUGAUGAAAUUGAUGAAGAUGAAUUGGAGAUUGAUGAAGAUGAGAGUGAAUCACAAGAAACGUUGAAUUCAAUAAAAAGCAAAAAGUUAGUUUCAAAGGACACUGGAUCCGAGUAUCGAGUAAUCAAAGAAGAAGACUUGAAAGAUGAUACUUUUUCUGAAGAGGAAGACUCUGAAUUUUAUGAGGAAUCUGAUUUUGAAGGCUUUGAUGAUCAUAGCAUAAAUUCGAAACAGCCAAAUAAAGGUAUAUUGAAAAAUAAACUCAACAAACCAGAGAUUUCACCAAGACUACUCGACACAGACAUGCAAAAGUAUGAUGAUGAUAUUGAUUAUUAUGCGAAGAAGUUGGGAUUGAAGAAUGGGAGAAAUUCCAAAUUAAGUAAAAUAGAUGACGACGAUGAAAUCGGAGGUUUAUUAGACGGAAUAGACCUCGAUUUUGGAUCUGAUUUCGAGUCAGAACCUUAUGAAGAUGACGAAAAUACAAGUCAAGACAGCGUACAUGAAGAAGACGACUUAGAAUAUGAAGCAAAUCCUUUAGAGAAGUUAAAAAAGUUGAAGGAGAAUAAGCAAAAGACUGGCCAAAGUGAGACGCCUACUUUUUCAAAUCCAUCAUUUGAACAAGACGAGAAAGAUAUUGCUUACUACGCUAAAAAAUUAGGAAUCAAGACAAAUGCACGUCUUCCCAAGAGCCUUGAUGAUGAUGGAUUGGACGAUUUGUUGGAUGGAUUGGAAUUUGAUGUUAACAUGGAGGACCAGAGUGAAGAAAUUUCAGAAAAUGACAGUUCUAGUUCAGAUGAGUAUGACGAAUAUGAUGAAGACACUGGAAAAGAAAACCCCUAUAUUGCUCCUGGCUCGGAAAAAACAAUCGCAAAUGAGGAAUCCAAUUCGGGGCAAAGUUAUAUUCCACCAGCUUUACGUAAACAAAUGGCCAUUGCUGCAGGAAAUGAGGAUUCAGAAGAAAUAUUAAAUUUAAGGAGAUCAAUCAAAGGUCCAUUAAAUAAACUAUCAGAAUCAAAUAUUGGUGCAAUUGUGGAUGAUAUUCAAAAACUAUUUUUAUUGCAUCCAAGACAAGUUCUUUUUGAAGAAAUCACUACCAUUAUUUUGGAUAGUGUCUUACAACAGGGUAGAAUGCUAGAUACAUUUGUUUAUUUACAUGCAUGUGUGGUUGCUGCGUUGUAUCGUUUACAAGGAGUAGAAUUUGGUGCCUUUUUCAUUCAAACUUUGGUGGAAAAAUUUAAGACAUAUCAUCAGAAAGACAGCAAAAGUAAGGAAGCUUCAAACUUAAUCUCCUUACUUUCUUCAGUGUAUUUAUUUCAUUUAAUCUCAUCCAAAUUAUUGUACGAUUUAAUAAAAGAGCUAAUAUCGAAUUUGAAUGAAGAAAAUGCGGAUUUGUUAUUGAGAUUAAUCAGAAGUUCUGGAAAUCAAAUGAGAGCUGAUGAUCCUUCCUCUUUGAAGGACAUUAUUACUUUAUUGAACGAAAAGUAUAAUGGUCUCUCUGCAGAAAUGAAAUCAUCAAGAAUACAGUUCCUAAUUGAAACUAUAUCAACGUUGAAAAAUAACAAAAUGAAAGUAUUAAAUGAAGGAAACCAUCAAUUAUCCGUCAGGUUAAAAAAAUUUUUGAGUAGUAUCAACAAUAAUAGAGGUGGUGAUCCCAUACAAGUCUCAUUAGAUGACAUAAAUAGUGUUGCAACUAGGGGAAAGUGGUGGUUAGUUGGUUCAGCUUGGAAAGGUGCAGACACAACGAUCGAUCAAGCAUCUACUAAUGUCGAUAACAAUGCAAUGAAUGAUAUUCUCGAUACAGCUGAACCAAAUUGGACGCAAUUAGCUAAAGCUCAAAGAAUGAAUACAGACAUACGACGGGCCAUCUUCAUCUCAAUUAUGUCAGCAACUGAUUUCAUGGAUGCCAGAACUAAAAUUGAUAAAUUAGCAUUAAAACGAGCACAGGAACGAGAUAUACCCAAGGUAUUAAUUCAUUGCGCGACUAUUGAACCAUCUUGGAAUCCGUAUUAUGCUGUAUUAGCGAAUAACAUGUGUGAUUCUCAUUCUCUUAGGAAAACAUUUCAAUUUAUGCUAUGGGAUUUAAUAAAGGAACUAGACGGUGGUAGCAUGAUGGAAGGUGAGAGUGAAGACGAGGUGAAUUAUAUGGGGUUGAUUGAUGUUGACGAAGAAACCAAGAUCAAAAAAAUUUUGAAUUUAGGUCGAUUUUUUGGUUAUUUAAUUGCCGAAGGAUCAUUACCAUUACACAGUCUAAAGACAAUCAAUUUUUUAACCGCAUCUUCAGACACAAUUUUGUUUUGUGAAAUGUUGUUGGUCACUUUUCUAGAUAACAUUGGAAAAAAGUCAAGAAGAAAUUCAGUUGGAUCGGGUUCAAAGAUCGAUCAUGAUAUAAAUCAUGAUAUUAUGUUUGACGACAGGUUGUUAGUCGAACGAAUUUUGAAAGCUAAAGAUCAAGAAACUUUACUCAGAGGGUUGCAGUAUUUUCUACAGGAAAAAGUCAAAAAUACAGAUUUAGUUUCUUCAAGUAAGCAAAAGAUAAGAGUAAGCUGGGGGGUUGAUGCUAUGUUCGAUAUUCUUGAUGAAUUUUUGAAAAGUAAGGAAAACUAUUGA
Messenger RNA from Lodderomyces pseudojiufengensis, 3234 nucleotides. It is a transcript of the gene SGD1, whose product is annotated as Sgd1p. Bases 1 to 3234 code for a protein of 1077 amino acids. The record is from RefSeq and is a predicted model, not a curated record. Gene Ontology annotation, cellular component: nucleolus. The transcript has a single exon. Gene Ontology annotation, biological process: ribosomal small subunit biogenesis. Lineage: Eukaryota; Fungi; Ascomycota; Pichiomycetes; Serinales; Debaryomycetaceae. Gene Ontology annotation, molecular function: protein binding; RNA binding.